AUGAAGACGGCAACUUCCGCCUCCGUAGCCAAGCCCACGAGGGACGGAUGGUGGGCCACCCGCAACUCAGCCUCUGGACCGGAGCCAAUGGAGAUGACGAAAAGGCAGUUCGCCGGCCGCGACUCUGGGAAACCCAGAGGUCCACCCGAGAGAAGAGGGGACCGGGCAAGCCGGGUUGCCUCCGGAGGUUCGAAAGUGACUCUCCACUCAACCCUCAUGUCCAUCCUUCCCAUCGAGAGUGGAAUGGUCACAGGUCACCUGGACAUGUGUGCCCCCUCCCCCCUCCCAGUCAGUCCAGCUGGACAGGGGGCCUUUCUGUCGGGUUCAUCAAGCCUGGGAGUAGUUGUGGGUAGGCGCCAGAAUCUUGGUGGCUAG
Messenger RNA from Pyricularia grisea, 375 nucleotides. RefSeq lists its product as uncharacterized. Bases 1 to 375 code for a protein of 124 amino acids. The transcript is spliced from 2 exons. The record is from RefSeq and is a predicted model, not a curated record. NCBI's taxonomy places the organism in Eukaryota, Fungi, Ascomycota, Sordariomycetes, Magnaporthales, Pyriculariaceae.